AUGACUGCUUCUUUGGGAAUUGAUCAUUCUCAGACUAAUAAGAUUUCAGUUUCGACUGCUCUUCCUACUGCUAAUGUAAUUGUGUCAGGGAAUGGACAUCGUUCCUUUGAGAGAGCACUCUUUGAUUCUGGUGCGCAAAGAACGUUUAUUGCAACGGAAUUAGCCCAUAAGCUUAGUCUAUCGUCCAUAGCAACAGUAGCCUUAAAGCAAACCCUCUUGCAUCAUUUAUCUCUACAUGAUAAUCCCCUUGCAUCAUCUCUGAUGAACAAUUUCUAUGUAGAUAAUGUUAGUAAAACUUACAAGGAUGUGUCAGUACUUGAUGGCAUGAGUAUCCAGUAUGUGGCCUCAUGGAGCGCAAUCAGUGAUGGCACACAGACCGACGAUGGAAGAGAGGAUCCAGCAGCCAUAUAUACCCUCCUGAGGCAUGUCGCACAGGGCUGGCGGGAAGUGGAUCUGGUCCUCAGUGACACCAGAGCAAUCUUCAACCAGUUGGAGCACCUCUCAACACGGGCUGAUCGGGAACAGCUACCAAACAGUGAUGACGUCAGAGUGACUGCAGAAGCCCUAGCCAAGUUGGCCCACACUUACCGCUUCAACUCUUCGUCUCUUGCUGAGGGUAUUAUUCGCAGUACUGCAGAGGUUGACGGGGACUGUGUGGACAAACAAUUGAAUUCAGUCUUGCAUCCCUUGUCUGUUGACGAGCUGGCAUCCAUAGGGGUAGCAGCGAUGAACAAAGGGUAUUUUGAUGUAGGCGUUGAGUUUCUGAAAGCAGCUAGUGUACGGGCGUCAUCCAACCCCCUUUGGACCCUACCAGGGAAACAGAUGCAACAUUUGACGAUAUCUUCAGAAUAUUCCACACAGCACAUCGAGAGUUUGUUGAGGACAGCCGUAAAAGUGCAUAAUCACGUUUUGGAGGUGCGGGGUCCACGGUCGCUAACUCACACGACAUCUCGCGUGCGAUUCGAGACUACUAGACUCGAAAUUCAGUUGAGAAAACGAGAGAAGGAGCGGCAAGAAAAGGAAAAUGUUAUACUAAGUGACCAGUAUUUGUCACGUCACGACAAUAAGACGUGGAUGCUGAACCACAGGGCGCUGGUAGAACUGCAACAGGUAGAACGACUCUGCAGAGGAGAGGAUCUCAGGGAAAUCAACGUCAGUUCUUCUUUAAGCUGCAGCUACUUGAACAGCAGGAGUCCCUGGCUUUUGCUGGCACCAUUCAAGAUGGAAGUUGUGUCACUUGACCCUCACAUAGCUCUGCUGUACGACGUCGUAACACCGAGGGAAUCGGAGAAUAUCAAAGCUGCAGCCCGCAAAUCUCUUCAGACACCGCCUCCCCAACAGGUUACCCAGAAAGGAAGGCCCCCCCCGGAAGAGUGGUCCUUGAAGCAUGUAUGGCUCGAAAGCAAAUCUCAAGAAUCACUACAGCGUCUAAGUCGCCGACUGUCUCAUGUAACAAACUUAAACAUUGAUGACAACACAUCCGAACCUUUUAUGGUGGCAAAUUACGGAAUUGGUGGUGAAUAUAAAGCUCACAGAGACACCCACGGACCCACUAGAACCCCCCCAGAUGAGGAAAUAGGAGAACGAAUUGCUACCAUCGUUACUUAUCUUGAGGCUCCUCGUGCUGGUAAAUAG
Macrobrachium nipponense is the source of this 1635-nucleotide messenger RNA. RefSeq names its product prolyl 4-hydroxylase subunit alpha-2-like. Gene Ontology annotation, biological process: peptidyl-proline hydroxylation to 4-hydroxy-L-proline. The transcript has 9 exons. The coding region runs from base 1 to 1635 and encodes 544 amino acids. Lineage: Eukaryota; Metazoa; Arthropoda; Malacostraca; Decapoda; Palaemonidae. Gene Ontology annotation, molecular function: procollagen-proline 4-dioxygenase activity; protein binding. The record is from RefSeq and is a predicted model, not a curated record. Gene Ontology annotation, cellular component: endoplasmic reticulum.